AUAAAUGUCAACUAUCCAAGAAGCAAUAGACUGAACAAAAGCAAGGAAGCUACAAGUCAACCUUGUCGAGUCAGGCAAGAUCAAUGUUUUGGUCCUUAACAAUCUUGACAACAGAUUCAACGUUGAAUUUUGAGAGAAUAUCUUAUCCCAACUAGAUAAACUUGAAGAAGAGAAAGAUUUGCAAGGGCAAGUUUUAGUAACAGUCUCUACCCAUCCUAAGAUAUUUUCCAAUGGAGUAGACUUUGAAAACCUCAACACAAAGGAAGAAGUUGACAGAGUACUUAGGCUCAUGUUCGAUAUUUUAAGAAGAAUAAUCAUUCUUCCAAUCCCAAGCAUCGCCUGCAUUCAUGGACAUGCUUUUGCUGGAGGCCUUUUCUUUGCUCUAGCUCAUAGCUUCAGAGUUAUGAAUUUUGAUAGAGGAUGGGCUUGUCUUAAUGAGCUCUCUAACGGUAUCAUCAUCCCAGAACCCCUUCUCAAAAUCGGUGAAGAAAAGCUAGGCCUGGAAAACUUCUGGGAAGUCUGAGCUACCGGCUCCAGAUACACCGCUACCCAAGCUCUAAAGCUAAAAAUCGCUUCGUCAGCUUACGAAAAGGAAGAAAUACUGCACAAAACCUAUGAACUGGCAAAGAGAAUAUCAAAGAAGAACAUCGAGCCAGUGGCAUUCCAGACAUUCAACAAGGACAUGUUCAAGGGGACUAUCAAAGCAUGCACAGAGGUGUCCAUCUACGACUUAACACUCGAGAGAAUUGCUAAGCUAUAA
This is a messenger RNA of Moneuplotes crassus, 760 nucleotides long. The record is from the annotation of a GenBank genome assembly. Lineage: Eukaryota; Ciliophora; Spirotrichea; Euplotida; Euplotidae.